AUGCUCCUGGACGCGGACCACCUGCUGCGCCUGCUGGGGCUGGAGAGGACGGCCUUCCGCAGGCUGGCGCUGAACGCCCUGCUCCUCUGCCUGCUCGCCCUGCUCUUCCGGCUGCUCCUCAAGCUGGGGAAGCUCUGCUGGGCCUUCCACCUCACCUGCCGCCGGCUGCGCUGCUUCCCCCAGCCGUCGCGGGGCCACUGGCUGUUGGGUCACCUGCGCAUGUAUCUUCCAACUGAGAAGGGCCUCCAAAAUGAGAAGAAGGUUCUGGACAGGAUGCACCACGUGGUCCUGGUGUGGGUGGGGCCUGUGCUCCCACUGCUGGUUUUGAUUCACCCUGACUACAUCAAGCCUGUGCUGAGCGCGUCAGCUGCCGUGGCUCCCAAGGAUGACUUUUUCUACAGCUUCCUGACGCCCUGGCUGGGGGACGGACUUCUGCUCAGCAAAGGUGACAAAUGGAGCCGCCAUCGGCGCAUGCUCACACCCGCCUUCCACUUCGACAUCCUGAAACCCUACAUGAAAAUCUUCAACCAGUGCUCAGACAUCAUGCACGCGAAAUGGCGGCGUCAGAUGGGCCAGGGCUCCGUGGCCUCCUUCGACAUGUUUGAGCACGUGAGCCUCAUGACCCUGGACAGCCUCCAGAAGUGUGUGUUCACCCACAGCAGCAACUGCCAGGAGAAGAUGAGCGAUUACAUUUCGGCCAUCAUCGAGCUGAGCGCGCUGGUGGUGCGGCGCCAGUACCGGCUGCACCACUACCUGGACUGCAUCUACUACCGGACGGCCGACGGGCGGCGCUACCGCCGGGCCUGCGACGUGGUGCACCGCUUCACCACCGAGGUCAUCCAGGAGCGGCGGCGGGCGCUGCGGCGGCAGGGCGCCGAGGCCUGGCUGAAGGCCAAGCAGGGCCGGACGCUGGACUUCAUCGACGUGCUGCUGCUGGCCAAGGAUGAAGACGGGAAGGAACUGUCCGAUGAGGACAUCCGAGCCGAGGCGGACACCUUCAUGUUUGAGGGUCACGACACCACAUCCAGCGGGCUGUCCUGGGUGCUGUUCAACUUGGCCAAGUACCCCGAAUACCAAGAGAAGUGCCGGGAAGAGAUCCAGGAAGUCAUGAAAGGCCGGGAUCUGGAGGAACUGGAGUGGGACGAUCUGACCCAGCUGCCCUUCACCACCAUGUGCAUCAAGGAGAGCCUGCGCCAGUUCCCACCGGUGACCCUGGUCUCCCGCCGCUGCACAGAGGACAUCAAGCUUCCAGAUGGGCGUGUCAUCCCCAAAGGAGUCAUCUGUUUGAUCAGCAUCUACGGAACCCACCACAACCCCACGGUGUGGCCUGACUCCAAGGUGUACAACCCCUUCCGCUUCGACCCCGACCAGCCACAGCCGCGGUCGCCGCUGGCCUACGUACCCUUCUCUGCGGGGCCCAGGAACUGCAUCGGACAGAGCUUCGCCAUGGCGGAGAUGCGCGUGGUCGUGGCGCUGACGUUGCUGCGCUUCCGCCUGAGCGUGGACCGCACGCACAAGGUGCGGCGGAAGCCCGAGCUCAUCCUCCGCACCGAGAACGGCAUCUGGCUCAACGUGGAGCCGCUGCCUCGGCGGGCCGCCGCGGACCCGGGCCCAGGCCCCGCCCAGGAGGCCCAGGCCCCGCCCAAUAAGGCCUAG
Molecule: messenger RNA, 1656 nt
Organism: Dipodomys spectabilis (banner-tailed kangaroo rat)
Lineage: Eukaryota; Metazoa; Chordata; Mammalia; Rodentia; Heteromyidae
Product: cytochrome P450 4F22
Exons: 12
Coding region: 1-1656 (551 amino acids)
Biological process (GO): ceramide biosynthetic process
Cellular component (GO): endoplasmic reticulum membrane
Molecular function (GO): iron ion binding; heme binding; monooxygenase activity
Source: RefSeq, a predicted model, not a curated record